This is a messenger RNA of Scaptodrosophila lebanonensis, 2461 nucleotides long. Its product is annotated as 2-phosphoxylose phosphatase 1. Gene Ontology annotation, molecular function: phosphatase activity. NCBI's taxonomy places the organism in Eukaryota, Metazoa, Arthropoda, Insecta, Diptera, Drosophilidae. Gene Ontology annotation, biological process: dephosphorylation. Bases 194 to 1969 code for a protein of 591 amino acids. The transcript is spliced from 4 exons. The record is from RefSeq and is a predicted model, not a curated record.
CGCCAUAGAUGUAACCAGUAACCAGUGCGGACCACAGCAAUUGUUUAUCUAAAGGCUCACCAAUUAGAAAACAGACCCUCUAGUGUGCCGGCGCGUGGAGCGUUGAGUGCGCCCCAAAUAUAAAUAGAAACCUCUGACUAUCAGCCACAUAUGUCAGGCCACGGCCACCACUACGUCACAGAAAGUGGUGAGCAUGCUGCUGCUCAAGGAGCUGACGCGUUUAACAACGCAGCACCGAACCUUCUACUGCUAUAUGUUUCUCAGCAUAUGGAUAUUUCUGCUCAUAGCUGGCAUGUACCGCUAUAUGGGCAAUAGUGAGAAUAGCGGCUCCUUGGGCAGCGGCUAUGGGCACUCAGGCACUAUCAGCUCCGGCAGCGGCAGCUCUGGAGGUGCAAGCUCUGAAGCAGCACACCGCUUCAUGAAAUAUCGGGAGCGUUGCGGGCCGCUGCUGACGCGCAUCGAAGAUGGUGGCAUACUAGAGGGUUGGAAGCUUCAGGGCGUCCUGCUGGUUAUUCGGCACGGAGAUCGUGGACCAAUGUCUCAUGUCCGCACAAAUGGUGUACACUGUGGCGUGGCUAGCGAUAAUCUGGUCAACAGAUAUCGCAGUUUUCUUUACAACUCGAGCAGCUCGGCUUCGGGCUCGAAUCAUAUGUAUUGGAACAAAGUGGGUCCAUUUCAUGGCUUUCCAUUGCUGCCAGCUACGGAGCGCGCUUGUCUAUUGGGGCAAUUGACUUACAAGGGCAUCUCUCAGCUUCUGCAUGUGGGCGAUAUAAUGCAUCAAAUCUAUGCCCACCCAUUGGGUUUGCUGUUGAAAUCCAAUCCCAAUAAGCUGGGGGGCAGCGCGCAGGAAUCCACACCGCACACACUCCUCAAUUCGGACGAGGUAGUGGUAUAUACGACCCGAUAUCGGCGCACCUUCCAAUCGGCACUGGCCCUGCUGUUCUCCUUCUUGCCCCCCGACAAAUGGCUGUCUGUGAAUGUGCGUGAGUCGCACAGCAUGGCCUUCUGCUUUAGCGACUGCAGUUGUGCUCAGUCGAUGCUGCUGCGAAAGGGCUUGGCGGACAUGGGUGAUCGGGAGCUGAAGAAGCGUCCGGAUGUGCUGGGUGUCAUGCAGUGGAUCGGUGGUACUUUGCUGCAGCAUACACCCAACGGUAUUACGAAUCCGUUUGAGGUGCUGGAUGCCAUGCUGACGGUUAUCUGCCAUGAUGCCGCCCUGCCCUGUCGAAAGCAGAAGAUACGCGGUAAUGAUGCUCAGGCAGCAAGCACACACAAGGCUCAGGAACUGGUCGAUGUCAUCAAUAUCGAUCAGGACGAUACGGUGGCUAAUUUGAUGGAUGUUGGAGGUGGGGCUGGAGCAGGCGCAGUGGCUGACGUCGCAGAUUCCAGUGAGGGAGAUGGAAAUGCGGCCUCUGAGCAUCCAGGACCCAUUGAGGGCUGCGUAGAGGCUCCGCAUGUGGAGACCCUCAUGUCCUUUGUGGAUGUGCUGUCGCAGCGUACGGCAGAUCAUGCGUUCUACAAGCGAACUGGACUCCUCAAGGCAUAUGGAUUGAUUCGUCACAUUGUCAGCUAUAUUCUGAAAAUGAUCUCCGGGGAUCGCACCAAAUUUGUCCUUUAUUCUGGACAUGAUACCACUAUGCAAUACUUGACGGCUGCCUUGGGUAUUCAUGCGGGCUAUACCAUACCAUAUGCCUCCCGAUUGGCCUUUGAAGUCUAUAGCAGUGAGAGUGAGGCGCAUACGGAUUACUAUUUUCGAGUUGUCUACAACGGCAAGGAUGUCACACAACAGAUUGAUUUUUGUGAGGGAGGGAAAAGUUUACGCGUCACACGCGAUAGUCGUGGCAAUAAAGCCGAUCUCUGUCCCAUCGAGAACAUCAUCAGAUUUCUGCACGAGGACUACUUUGCGCCCGUCAAUGCCACCAAUUUUAAGGAUGCCUGCGCCACAGGCACGCCAAAAGCGAAUGAGUUCUAACCCAGUUCACUAUCUUGCUUUGUUUUCUUUUUCUGCAAACUGUGAUAAAAUGUAGUUAAGUCAACGGUUGCCUAAAUAGGUAACGUAAUAUCAACUAACCAAACAUAUCAAAGCGACUUGAAAUCGCACACAGGGCACACACAUACGAGUAUAGUAUACAUAUAUAAGAAAUGUAUGCCUGUGCCUCAAUUUACAAACUUAAAAAUUUAAUAUAUCUAUAGCAGAAAUCUAGUGUAAUUAAAUUCGUCUAUCCUAGGCCUGAGACGAAAACGAUACAUAUCGGGGAAUGCUACCAAUGCAUCCCCACACUUAGCUUAAGUUACGAACGAGAUCCCUUGCGGAACUCGCAGCGAUCAUAUAACAUAUAGUACAUAUCAGCACAAAUCCGUGCAAAUACCUAACGUUUAUGCAUAUCUUAUUUGCGUUUGUUAAUAACAAAGUAUUCCAGAUUUAUUGAAAUUUGAAUAAAUGUGCCCAAAAUGUAAAAGAAAA